CAGAAAAUGUCGAAAGCCGCGGCCAAGAAGGACGACGUGAGCGUCGGCGCGUUGCGCAUCGCGCAUCGGGACAGCAGCACCGAGAUGGAAGACUUCCUCAUCGCAAGCGCCACGAACGCGCUCAAGGCGUACUACAAGGGUGAGAAGAAUCACUUUACCGAAGUCGCGCAGCAGAUCAAGAAAGAGAUCGAAGAGACCCACGACGGGAGCUGGCACGUCAUUGUCGGCAAAUCCUUUGGCUCGUUCGUGACGCACGAAGUCAAAAAGCUCCUCUACUUUUUCCUGGGCCAAAUCGGCUUUCUCAUCUUUCGCCAUGGUUAAUGG
Messenger RNA from Saprolegnia parasitica CBS 223.65, 324 nucleotides. RefSeq lists its product as hypothetical. Gene Ontology annotation, biological process: microtubule-based process. Lineage: Eukaryota; Oomycota; Saprolegniomycetes; Saprolegniales; Saprolegniaceae. The transcript has 2 exons. Gene Ontology annotation, cellular component: dynein complex. The record is from RefSeq and is a predicted model, not a curated record. Bases 7 to 321 code for a protein of 104 amino acids. Gene Ontology annotation, molecular function: dynein light intermediate chain binding; dynein intermediate chain binding.